Molecule: messenger RNA, 4486 nt
Organism: Anneissia japonica
Lineage: Eukaryota; Metazoa; Echinodermata; Crinoidea; Comatulida; Comatulidae
Product: tumor protein p53-inducible protein 11-like
Exons: 11
Coding region: 103-1047 (314 amino acids)
Source: RefSeq, a predicted model, not a curated record
GCUGAACUCAAUCUAGUGCUGUGUCUUGCUCGUGGCGGGUAGUCCGAAGUUUGUGGUAACGUCUUGUGCUCGUAGUUGUAUGGUGGAAUUUUAGAGGAGAGCAUGUCUUGCAAGCCUAAUACGUGCAAUAAACAGGAUGAUAAAUCAGUUGUUAAAGAACAUCAGAAUGCAUCAGAAAAAAGCGUCCAAGUUAACCUGUCAUAUGAUAAGCGCCAUUCAUUUGGCAACCUUCGUUUUGCUCCACCUUUACGGCAAAACUUUCCUAGAGCUACUAAUGGCCUUCCAGAGAAAUGUAGUAGCGGGUCACUACACAGGUUGAAGCCAAUCUUAAAACAGGGUCGAAGCCUGCAGUCUGUAAUUAAAGAGGUUCCGCUUUUAUAUUUUCAUGGAAAAUAUUUGAUUUGUGGAAGUUUGAGAAUAAAAAAACACAACAUGCAAAAUUCAAUUGAGCCAAUGUAUACACCAACAAGGAAGCAGAGUAGUGGAGACUUGCAGAGUCGUCUCAAAACACGCAAACUUCUUGGUGUUGGCGAGAGCGAGGAUGGUUCUGUACCUAUGUCAAAGAUCAGUCAAAUUCUAGGUAACGAUGAUCACUUCCUUCUGGCCUUUCCAGCAGGCCUCAGACUUUGGCAGGUGACAACGUCAUUUGUGUUUACGGCAGUAGCACUUAUGGCCAUUAUCUUCCCAUCGAAGCUGAUUCUUUAUUCAAAUAUUCCAGAGUGCAGUGCAGAAAAUAAUUACCCAAUCAUGUUCUUUGGAGCAUCAUUAGCAUGUCUUGCUGUGCUGUUCUGGAGUGCUGUAUAUUCACCCAGUAGGCAUGUGAUAAGAUGGACACUUGUUGCUCAAAUCCUCUACUUUGCUCUCCAGACAAUAGUGUUCAUUUCGAUGAUUUGGGAGAUAAAUACAUUUUCAUUUUUGAAUGUUGUAAUUGUGGUAUUUCAUGUUCUGUUAACCACAAUUUCAUUGCUGUACUACCUGAGAAUUAUUGGUUAUAGAUUCUCAACAGGCAGAAGAAUACCAUAUGAAAACUGUGACAAAGCAGAUUAGGACACUUCGACUACAUCAUGUUUCUUCUUCUUGCAUAUGGCUGUCGAUUCGAUGACAUUCGUAGAAACAGGGUGGACCGCGUACAGGUUGUCAUCUCUCACCCCUAUGUCAUGUUCAUCAAUGCAUACGGAUGUGCAGAUAUAUACUUGAUGCUUUUAUCUAUUUUUAUGAGAUUUAUGAAGUAGAACUGACUAAUAUUUAUGCAAAUCAACUCCAGCAUAACCCUCUAACACCUAUAAGGCUUUGUUUGUUUGGAUAUCUAUCACUUUAUAUGUUUCAACACAGUGCAUUUUUUUAUGUUAAGGCAAGACUUCGUUUAUAACAUGUUUUGUGAACCUGACACCCACCGAUAAUUAUCGUGUCAUAUAAAAAUAGUGUUUCAUGCGGCCUUUUAGAACACCCACCCCAUGAAAUUUAUGUUAUAAGUAAUACUUAUCCCACCUUUGGCUGCCAUAUCUACCAAUAAAACUUUUUUCCCCUCAAAAUUAAAUAAGUAUAAACCAUUGUUAUCAGUCCAGUUACUAAACAGUGUAUAUAGCCACAUUCUUUUACAAUGACAAUGCAAUGAGUUCAUGAGCAAAGGACUGAUUACUUAUUACCUCGUACAUUCACUUUUUUUUAAAUUUGUCAAUGAAAUUGAAUUUUCUUCUCUGUCUAGUUGCUUUUAGUAGAAUUAUUUUGUAUUAUAUAUGAAAUAAUUUUUGUUUUCACUCUCCUUUGAAAAUCUUUGGGAAAAAAUAUAAUGUUCACUAAAAUAACGAAUAAAAAAAGUCUUGCCUAAUCUACUGUAAGAUUUUCUGUAAAUUAUUGUAAACGUGAUAUAGAAAAUACAUUAUACAACCCAUGCUUUAUUUAUAAGCUAACAUGAGGAGUGUUAAUAAUUACGUUGUUGUUGUGAAAUAGGCCUACAUUCCUGUAAUUAACUUUUUAGCUGUGUAUAAUACCUAUUUGUUCCACUUGAACGGACAAAAGGUAUAAUAUGCAUCAUUGAUUUGUCAUUAAUUUAGGGAAUGAUAGUUAUUUAGAAGAGAAUGCGUUUAUUGUGAUGUGGAAUGCGUUUUUAAUGUCCCUAGAAUCUGUCACCAUGUAAAAAGUACUUAGAUUUUUUCAAGAUGUACUCUUAAGCACUGCCAUAUGCAUUAUGCUUUUGUGACUCUUUAACUGAAACCAUAGCAUUGUGCUUGUGUGUACUUAAAGAUAUUUUCAUCUGUAUGGUACUAUUACUCUCACAUGAGCAUAUUUGUCUGUUAACAUCCAUAUGAGCAUUGUGCUGGUGUAUGUACUAACUUAGCCAUACUAUGGACAUCUGUGCUUGUGUGGACUAAAACUACUACUGUACAUAUUAGCCACAUAUGAUCAUCUCUGUUCUUGUGUGUGCUGAAUUGUUCUUGGUUAUGCUGUCCUGUUAACUGCCAUAUGAGCAUUUUGCAUAUGUGUCUAUGAGCACAUGCAUGUUUUGUUAACUGCCAUAUGUGCAGUGCUGCAUUAUGCUUAUUUGUAUUGUUAUCUUCUCUAGGCAUUAUAAUAUAAGCUUUGUGCUUGUAUGUGCUAUUAACUUACAUGAGCAUUGUGCUCGUAUGUUUCAGUUAACUGUUGUAACUGAGAAUUAUGCAUAUUGUAUGCUGGUAAUUGCCAUAUAAGCAUUGUAUUACUAAAGAAGCGCCUUCAUUUAUUCACUAAUCUAACGUUCCAGCACUUUGCAUUCUCUGUAGCAGUAAGAGGGUGCUAUAGAUAUCACUGUUAAUAAGACUAGAUAAAGCAUUGUUUGUGUGGUGAAAUUAUAAGAUUUUUAUAUAGUAAUGCUAUAUAAGGAGCUGUUUAUCUAUUUUUUUGAAUUAAAUUAUGAAUUACAUGAAUUAGGCCUAAAACAUCAACAUAUCUUGUUAAGUAAAUUGUUUAUUUGACAUUAACACCAAUUGAAAGCAUGCUAUUUUAUUUACAUAUCUGGAAUGAUAAUGUCAAUUUUGUAAAAUUUUGCAUUAGUAUUAUUUUCUACAUUUAAAAAAAUAUAUAUAUUUAGUUAAUUAUUAAUUUAGUUAAUUUGUUUAUUAGUAUAUCAUUUCUUAAACAUAGGGAGGUGUUUUACUCAAUAAUUCACUCCUCCCUGGUUUAACGCAUUUAAAAUAACAAAUAUCUUGUAUUAAAUAUGGAGUUUUGAGCGAAUAAAUAGUUAUUACAUUACAUAACACAUUAAACGCAACCUAGAGAUACUCUAGAUAUGGGUGUAUGUUGCCGCCAGUUUGUGUUUUCUUGUAAGCUUUUGUAUUAUACUGUAAAUUUAAUAUACUGGUAUCCAUUCAGGCGGUAGUGUGGAACAAUCUUGACCACAUUAUUUGAAAUUAUGAAGGGAUUUUUUUGUAGAAGGAAUUGUUUCUUAGAAAAGUUCGCUGUUUGGCAUAUCCUUGGUCCUUGUGCCUGAAGUUUGAAUUUUGAAAAAUCAAUAUUAUAUUUUGUUUAUAGAAAGAAGACCAAAUAUAUUGCUUAAAUAUGCUAGCAAUGGCUGACAGUUUUUGCUAUGUAGAAGUACCAAAUUUAGCUUAUACAGCUUUGAAAAUAAGAGAAUAUUUUAUGACUUCUGUGUAUUGUCAAGCAGGUAUAUCUUGUUAUGUAUAGAAGAAUAUUUUUAAAAUAAUAUCUAGGUAGAUAUUUUGCUUUAGAAUUUGAUAAGUCAUCCCGCUAUUUGAGUGUUAUAUUGACGUGUGUUUGAAUAUUUCUAAAAAUCAAUUGCAAUUGAUGAAAGCAAGUCCACUCAAUCCAAUAAACAUGUUUGAUUUAGUGCCAGUGGUGAGUGUAUUUUGUUUUUAUUACAUGCAAGGCAAUACAAAAAAUAAGUAAAACAGAGAAAGUAAUAUUCAAUUUGAAUUUUGUAAAGUAUUAGUAGAAUAAACAUUUCCUGGACUAAUUCUAGUUAGUUCAUAAGAUUAGAUUAUCUGUACUCUAACAAUGGCCUUUAAAAAUUGUAUGAGGUAAUAUACCAUGAGAUUUACAUCAAUUACAAAAAAAUAUAUAUCUAUAUAAUAUGGUUUCAUGAGACUUAUAUUAUUGAGAAAUGUUUCAUGAGAUCUAUAUCCAUGAAUAUUUAUUUUUAAUAAGAAUUAUUAUUAUGUCUGUUUUAAUGAGAUCUUUAUUCAUGAGAUUUAUUUUCAUUACAUAAUUGAUAAGAUAUAUCUGUCCAUGAGAUCGUUUUCCUGAUCUAUUUCAUUAGAUAUUUUCAUGAGAUCUAUUUGCAGGAAAUAUAUUUCCAUGAGAUUUUUCAUAUAAGAAUUAUUGAAUCCUCAUCAUUUUUACACAUAUUGAAUCAAACAGUAAAAUAUAUUCAAGAUGAAAUAGGCCUGUUCUUUGGAUUGUACAUUCAUCUUAGAUUUGUUGUAUUUUUCUCUCAACAUUUACUGUUAUCAUUCGUUGUGUAUUAUUAAUAAAUGUUUCAGUCUGUUGCAUA